GGAGCAUUAUAAUUGUUGUCUCCCGAUAUAGUAAUAACGACAUGGAGCUCUUAGCAGAGGAGCUAGAAUUCACGGUGGAGGAUGUACGUUAGGUAUCUCAUCCAUAAACACCACAUCAGUAGCCUUACAUGGUUUGUUUCCAGUAUCGAAUGACUUUGACGACAGCGCGCUACGAAACGGAAUAUGACAGAGUUCUUGCGCGCACAGCACAGCUUCUCGACACUGAGCACAACCGAAUUCAAUGUAUGGAACAGCUGCUUCUCCAAAUUGAAAACGAAAGUCUUCGUUUACGCUUGGACCAAAAGAACCAGGAGUUGGUUCGCGUGAUAAAGGCAGAAUCCGAUACCCGUCUCCAACUUGUUGAUACGAGCAAAGAGCUGGAUCGACUGCAAGGCGUCAUUCAAGUAUCGUCCCGUGAAAUAGACAAUUUACAUCGCGAACUGGCAUCAUCCGAUGGUGCAUCGCUUCAGUCUAAGACGCUCCAAGUGGAAAAUAUUCGCCUUUCCAAAGACCUAUCGAACGCACAAUUGGAAGUUGAGAGACUGAAUUCUCAGAAUACCUCUUACCAGACCCUUCUCGGAGAGAAACAAGCUCUGACCCGACAGCUCAACACACUUGAAGUACAAUUGGAGAAUGAGAAGCGUGCACAUGAACGGACGUUGGCUAAAGGAUCGCAACAAAUGGAAGAAAUUUCGAGCCUAAGUUCAAAGCUUGAGGAAAUACGGCGAGAGCUAGAAAUAACACGUCGGCAAAAGGGUGCCGGUCAUCUAAAUAAUCGUGAAAUAGUGGCUCAGCAGAUGACCACUGAUGACACAGUUGAAGGUGUGAGGAAAAAGGCUGUGCCCCUCGAAGGUCGACAUGAGGAAGCUUCACAAGAUUACCAGGGACGACAGGAGGCCUGGGGCAUCGGUAAACAGAAAAGCUUCACUGGGAAAACCAGCGUUGUUCCGCUUCAAAAGCCUGCAACCCGGCCACAGUCUGAGUUAACUAUUGCAACCCCUGGAGCUGUCCAGGCCCAAGAACAACAGAAGCGACACACUACAUUGCCUGGUGCGAUAUCGUCGUUUUCAAUCACACCAUUUUUAAAUCGCACAACCGGGCUUCAAGACUCGACCAUGAGUUCCGACGACGAACUAGACGAACUCCAAACAGUCGGUCAAAACAUUCAACAGAUCGAUCUACCUGGCGGCAAUGAACAGUCACAAAGGGCCACCACCCAAUUUCUUCAGCUCAAAUCGCCGGUCGCGAGACAGAUCUAUAAAACAGGAAAUCAAGGCGCCAGCAAGACAGGUCAAGAAGGGAAAGGAAGAAACGGAAAAAAGCCGAGACUCUUGGAUAGCCCUCCAACGGGCGAUGUUGAUGGCCAUGCCAUUUUCCAAUCUCGUCUCGCCGGUCAAAAACCAGCCCCUAGUAGGAAACGUAAAUUAGGUCUUCAACGUGAUCGGAGCUUAUUUGAGGAGGAAGAGGAAGAAGACAUGAUUGCUUUACAGGAUACUAAGAAGCCUGGACGAAAGCUUGCCGGCACGGGGCAAACGAACGUAUCUGGAAAUCGUGUAUUCACAAGCCUUGGGGGAUUUUCACCUUUGAAGCGAGACAAAAAACGACCAUAGGUCCUUGUGAACACACAUCACACUCAAGCAUGGGUUUUUUUUCUUCUUCUGUUUUCCAAGUAGUUUUUGAACGAACUGAUCCCAGAGAGUGUAGGAGGUAAAUCUUGCAAAACCAAAAGAACUUUAGAAAAUCUUUAAUGAUGCCAUAAGGUUGACAAUAACUCGAGAUGUUGUUGUUCUUGAGUAUUUGUAUACUAAAGGCAGAUCAAACCUGUUCUUGGGUAUCGAACA
Messenger RNA from Aspergillus ochraceoroseus IBT 24754, 1841 nucleotides. RefSeq lists its product as uncharacterized. NCBI's taxonomy places the organism in Eukaryota, Fungi, Ascomycota, Eurotiomycetes, Eurotiales, Aspergillaceae. The transcript is spliced from 2 exons. The record is from RefSeq and is a predicted model, not a curated record. Bases 129 to 1610 code for a protein of 493 amino acids.